This is a messenger RNA of Arabis nemorensis, 1185 nucleotides long. NCBI's taxonomy places the organism in Eukaryota, Viridiplantae, Streptophyta, Magnoliopsida, Brassicales, Brassicaceae. The record is from the annotation of a GenBank genome assembly.
AUGAGAGUUGCUUCAUUACCAUUUUAUUUCUCUGCCCGCAGCUGGUACCAUAUAGUGAAUAGUGUUCCGACUCGGACUUCAAGCUCACGUGCAAGGAGACUUAGAAUAGCUGGAGAUGAGAUUAUGCGCAUUUGCAAAAUGCCUUGGGAAUUGGUGAUGUGGUUGACGUGGCUCUCCGAUUCUUUACUUUACGAGUUAGGUACAGUGUACUUGCAACUCUGUGAUGAGCUGUACCAGGUCGAAAACCGAAACUAUGAGGAGCUUGUUGAUCCUUCAAUCUUCAUUCCUCGAUUCACAAACAGCUUAUUGAAAGGUACACACGAUAAAGCACAAAAUGUCAUGGUAACGGCUAGAGACAUUAUAGCUAGUAUGAAGAGAGAUUGGAUGCAGACUGGCCGGAAACCAAGUGGAAUCUGUGGAGCAGCAAUUUACAUAGCUGCCAUUUCUCAUGGUAUCAUGUGCUCUAGGACAGAUAUUGGAAAAAUUGUGCAUAUGUGUGAAGCAACAAUAACCAAAAGAUUGAUUGAGUUUGCUAAUACCGAUGCUGCAAAAUUAAAUGUUGAUGAGCUCACUGAAAGAGAAAGGAUAUUGCAUAAAGAAACUUUACUUACCCCAAGACAAGAUUCUGACAAAAGAGAAGUGAUCUGUGAACAUAAGGGUUUAGAACAUUUUGGUUAUGGAUUAUGUAAGAACUGUUACAAAGAUUUCAUUAAAAUUUCUGGUGGAGUUGUUGGUGGGUCGGAUCCUCCUGCUUUCCAGCGAGCAGAGAAAGAGAGAAUUGAAAAAGCAGCUAGAGAAGAAAACGAGGGAGGAAUUGAGAAAAGUGAAGGAGAAACAGAUUGGGAUGCUGAAGCUUUAGAUGAAUCAGGCAAUCUUUCUGACCUCGAUGGUGAUAAAGAGGUGGAUAACUGUUUAAACGACGAGGAAGAAAUGCGCAUGAAGACUACCUAUUUUGACUUAGAAUACGGAGAGUAUCUUAAGGAGAAAGCAGCUAGUGAAGCUUUCAACGUGAGCAAUGCUAAUUGCCCAGAAUACGCAAGAAAUCUUGUUGAAGCUUCUAAAGCAUCUGUGGCAAAAUCUAGAAAGGAAAAGCGACAAAAGCGGGCUGAGGAAGCAAAGAACGCGCCUCCCCCAGCCACAACUAUGGAAGCUGUUACCAGAAUUGAAUGCUUGAGAAAAGGGUAA